AUGGCGCAGAUUGUAUCCAAAAGACCGCGCACCUCCGUCAGCACCCCGAUUGGGUCCUCCCACGCCGCUGGAAACCGUAUUCACACAUCCGCCGCUCCUCGCCGGAGGAUCUUCCGGUAUGAGUCGUCGGAUGACGACGAACAAGCCGCUGAAACGCGAGCCGAUUCGAGUCGUACUCAGCCGGCCGAAAGUGGUCGGGACGCGCCGACGCUGACCCUGACCGACCCGGACGUCUUGGAUUGCCCCAUCUGCCUCGAACCCCUCUACCCUCCUGUCUACCAGUGCGAGAAUGGGCACGUGACGUGUGAAGUUUGUUGUGAUAAAAUGAAGAGAAAGUGCCCUACCUGCGGCUGGCCGAUUGGGCACAACCGUUGCCGGGCAGUCGAGAAGAUUCUCGAUUCUAUUAAAUUCUCCUGCCCGAACGCCUGGCUUGGCUGCCCGGAGACCAUAACUCUCAGCAAGAGGGUGGAGCACACUAAGACAUGUGGUUUCUUGGCCUGCUUGUGCCCUAUGCCCGACUGCACGUACAUGGGCUCUUCCAACUCUGUGUACUCCCACUUUUCGAAAAGACACCCAAACACAUCUAAGCCCUUUGUCUUUAACAAUGGUAUCUCCAUAUCUUUAACCAAGGGACAAAAACACGUCUUUCUUCAAGAGUCCAUUGCAAAGACGCUCUUUGUGAUCAAUCGGUGGGCCCUACGAGGAGGUAAUUUGGUUAGUGUUGUUUGCCUUGCGCCAGCCUCGUGUGAUGGGAAAUUCAUGUACAAAGUUGUUGCUGGGGAUGGCAGCAACUUUGUGAAGAUGAAGGGGUUUGUGGAGACAAGUGCGUGUUGGAUGAGUGGGCAGACACCGGGUAAGAAGUACUUUCUUGUGCCUAAUGCUCUGCUCGGUUUAGGUGGGCAGCUUGUGGUGGAGGUGAUGAUAAGGAGGGCCGUUUGA
Messenger RNA from Striga hermonthica, 939 nucleotides. The record is from the annotation of a GenBank genome assembly. NCBI's taxonomy places the organism in Eukaryota, Viridiplantae, Streptophyta, Magnoliopsida, Lamiales, Orobanchaceae.